CCUCCUCCUGCGGUGUGGCGGGCGGGCGUGCGUGCGGGGCCCGGGGCGGCGGCGACGAUGAUGGCGGCGGGGGGCGAGGUGGAGUACGAGUCGGUGCUGUGCGUCAAGCCCGACGUCAGCGUCUUCCGCAUCCCGCCGCGGGCCUCCAACCGCGGCUACCGAGCUUCUGACUGGAAACUGGAUCAGCCAGAUUGGACUGGACGACUCCGCAUCACCUCCAAGGGCAAAAUUGCAUAUAUCAAACUGGAGGACAAAGUUUCAGGGGAACUUUUUGCUCAGGCCCCGAUCGAUCAGUAUCCGGGCAUUGCUGUGGAGACGGUGACGGAUUCCAGCCGGUACUUUGUCAUCCGGAUUCAGGAUGGGAACGGGCGCAGUGCAUUCAUUGGCAUAGGCUUUGGAGACCGGGGUGAUGCCUUCGACUUCAACGUUUCUCUGCAGGAUCAUUUCAAGUGGGUGAAACAAGAGACCGAAAUCUCCAAGGAGUCCCAGGAAAUUGACAGCCGGCCCAAGUUGGACCUGGGCUUUAAGGAAGGGCAGACCAUUAAAUUGAAUAUUGGGAACAUGCCAACCAAGAAAAGUGGGGGAAGCAAGCCACGUCCAGCUGGAUCGGGGGGCCCAAGCCUGCUCCCCCCACCGCCUGGAGGCAAAGCUGCCCUCCCUGCUGUCCCGCCUCCUCCCCUGACGGCCAUUGCCAAUCAUGUCACCCCACCCCCCGUGCAGAAAUUCAGCCAUGGCGGGGGCAACACAGAUAUCUUGCUUGACUUGGACCUGCCUCCUCCUGUCCCAAAGGCACCAGGGCCCGCUGCAGCUCCAGCCACCACAGACCUCUGGGGAGACUUCAGUGCUGCAGCCAGCAGCAUCCCCAGCCAGUCUCCCCAGCCCUCCAGUUGGGUGCAGUUCUGAAGGACCGGGACGUCUUUCCUAGGUGGGGCCACGGACUGGGGACUGAGGCUCACAGGAGCUCCGUAUGUGACAGGAGUGAACGGCUGUCAUUCGGUCUUCAGUGAAAAAGUGGUUUUGGACAAUCCUGCUUUUUUUAACAUGGCCAUUUGCAUUUCACAUUCAUAGUUUUGAUCAUCUAGUGAACCUGUGAACCCCCCCGGGGGGGGGGGAGGGAGACCUGCCUGGUGGGGGUGGAGGUGGGAAGGGGAGCUCUAGCUGCCUGCCCUGCAGCUUCAAGCUGAGGAACAGAAGCUGAGGCUGUGAGCCUGGAGAAUCCGAGCACCACAGAGCUCCCUUCCUCUUGGCCAGCCCUCCUACAAUCCUAGUCACAUUAGCAGGAGCAGGCUGGCUAGCACUGAAGAGUACAGAACACCUUGACCCCCCCCCCCCCAAAACCACCCCCACUAGUUUCUAAAAACAGGGCUGAACUGAAAGUUCAGGAAGCCAUCUUGGGUGAGUGGUGACCCUUCCUUUUCCUCCUCCCUGGGGCAGACGGCUUUCCUGGAAGGUCUUCCUAGGGACCAUCCAAGCUCAGGCCUUCCCCAGACAUGCUCUCCUUUCCACGGCUGAGAGGGCCUUGACCCUUCUGGGCAGCCCCCCCCCCCCAUUCUGUCACUUCUAUCUGGAAGCGGGAAAUCCUUUGGAGAAGUGGGCCCCUGCAAGUUGCGCCAACAUGGAAGAUGUUUUCCUGCUUCCGCCCUUGCGGGUUGUGCCAGCAGAGUCCUCUGCAGGUCAGACAGCGGAACUGCCAACCCUGCUUUGACCCUCUACCCAGACAAGGUGGCUUUAGACUCCUACUGCCCGAAGCAAUAUUAGUGGAUCAUGGAGUAACUUUAGGCAGUCUCUUUCUCACAUCACACUCUGCAAAGGUCUUUAAUCUCCAUUACCUUUAGAGUUUCUGUAUCCCCCCCCCCAAGUGUUCAGGUGGCUGUGAAGGUAUGAAUUUGCCCCCCUUCCUUGCACUCUAAAGGCUGGAAAUGGUUGCAAAAAGAACCAGCUUUGCUUGAUGUUCUCACAAGAAACCCAUUUUUAUUGCUGAGGUCUAGACUUGUACGCUGUACAGUGUUUGUUUUCUGUGAUGCUCCUAAGCAGUAAUUACUAACCUAUCAUAUCAGCUGGGUCCCCUCUGAUCCAUGGCUUGGUGCUUUUUGAAAGCGGGACAGUUGAUUUUGGAACACUUACAAAAUCUGCUGUCGGUUGAGCCCUUCUGCGUAUUACUGAAGCCAGAGCCGCAGAGGGGAAACUUGGCGCCGUCAGUCAGGGAGGACAGCAGAUGCUCUGUGAAGCUGUGGGCUCACCUCUGAUAUCUACCUAUUCUGUCUGUGGAAAACAGGGACCAAGUUCUGCUUUCCAGGGAAGCUGAUGCUUUAAAUCCCAAGCUGUUCACCACCUUCCUCCACUCUUCCUCUUCCUUGCCACCUUAUCUGCUGCUACAACAGUCUGCGUCUUUCUGUCAUUUUUGCUUCACUCUUGGCUCUCGCGGGUGGUUCCCUGCCUCCUCAGACUCUUUGCCGGGCGACAGCGGGCAGGCCAGGGUGACUGGACUGGAAUCUGCCAGCAUCGUCUGUGUUGAGAGCAGCAGGUCCUGUCAUUUCAGCCGCUUUGUGUCCCAAACCCCCCAACCCCCCCCCCCCCACACACACACACCUGAUAAUGUCUCUCCAGAAUCACCCAGGAGCCUCUCCUUUGGUGUUCCGGGGUUUUUUUUAGCUAGAAUUAAGAAGAUAAUAUAUUAUGUACUGGCAGAUACUGAAAAAGUAAUAUUUCAUCUAUAUGUAUAUAAAGCAUAAGAUGUACUUGUUCAAUAAUGGUAAUUAUUAAAAUCAAUGAUAUAAAACUG
Messenger RNA from Heteronotia binoei (common prickly gecko), 2782 nucleotides. RefSeq names its product NECAP endocytosis associated 1 (gene NECAP1). The transcript is spliced from 8 exons. Gene Ontology annotation, cellular component: membrane; clathrin vesicle coat. Gene Ontology annotation, biological process: endocytosis. NCBI's taxonomy places the organism in Eukaryota, Metazoa, Chordata, Lepidosauria, Squamata, Gekkonidae. The coding region runs from base 58 to 903 and encodes 281 amino acids. The record is from RefSeq and is a predicted model, not a curated record.